Messenger RNA from Agrilus planipennis (emerald ash borer), 1343 nucleotides. Its product is annotated as luciferin 4-monooxygenase-like. The record is from RefSeq and is a predicted model, not a curated record. The transcript is spliced from 4 exons. Gene Ontology annotation, biological process: long-chain fatty acid metabolic process; fatty-acyl-CoA biosynthetic process. Lineage: Eukaryota; Metazoa; Arthropoda; Insecta; Coleoptera; Buprestidae. The coding region runs from base 192 to 1343 and encodes 383 amino acids. Gene Ontology annotation, molecular function: long-chain fatty acid-CoA ligase activity.
GAAACGUAUUUUUGUUUUUAAAAACAAGUACGUAAGCUAAAGAUAAAUAUUGUUUAUUGCUAUUAAACAUAAUACAAUGUUAUUUCCUCAAACAAUAACCCAAAUUUGCAACUCUGAAGAACAAUUGACGAAAAUUGAAAUGAUAAUCAUGCGACCUUACGAAAAAAUUAUAAAAGAAGUAGCUGCAAGUCAUGGAUUGCAGACAGAGGCGCAAAGGAAUUGACGGUAUCACACAAGAAGAAGAUAAAUUCAACAAUUUUCUAACGAGGUGCACAAGAACAGCGUUACAUAUGCGAAAAAAGGGUUUUAUACCUCAAGACAAAAUAACUAUUUGUACAUUUAAUACAUUAAAUAGUGCAGUACCAUUAAUAGCAUCAUUUUUUACUGGAGUUAUCCCGUCAACAAUUGACCCCACAUUCUCAGUAGAUGAUUGCAAAUAUUUUCUUCAAAUGCUGAAACCGAAAGCUAUUUUUGUCGGUUCAGAUUCAGUUGAUUUAAUUGUUAAGAGUCUUAAGGCGAGCAAUUUGGAAUCAAAAAUUAUUGUGCUCGGCCCUUCCAACGAUUAUGAAUCUUUCGAAAAUUAUUUAGCUCCAAUCGAUGGGGAAGAAUCAUUUGAGCCACACGAUGCCAUAAAUUGGAAAGACACUGCUAUGAUUCUUUUCAGCAGUGGAACCACUGGUAAACCAAAAGGAAUUUGCAUAAACCAUAGUUUCCUUGUCAACAUUGCCCAGUCGUCAUUACNCGGUUUAACUGUUGCAAACAUUUUUCUUGGAUUUAUCAAAGUGGUUUACCCGAGAUAUGAUGGUCCUGCAAACUUUUGCAAAGUUGCAGAAAAGUGCAAGAUUGCAGAUCUAACAACUGGAGAAUCAUUGGGACCCUAUCAAGAGGGUGAGAUUUGCGUAGGGGGUGCUUACAGAAUGAAUGGUUACUACAACUUUAUUUCGCCUGACACAUAUGACCCUGAAGGUUUCACCAGAACUGGUGAUAUCGGAUAUUACGAUGAAGAUGAAUACAUUUAUAUUGUUGAUCGAUGCAAAGAAAUGCUCAAAUAUAAAUCAUUUCCAGUAAGUCCCGCUUCCAUAGAAGACGUUUUAUCUCGUCAUCCGGCUGUUAAGCAAUCUAUUGUUGUUGGCAUUCCCCACGAAGUAGACGGAGAUCAUCCGGUUGCUUUAGUUGUACUCAACAACGGCAUGACAAUCGAUCCGACGGAAAUUAAAAAAUUCGUCGAUGAUAAAGUUGAUGAUCGCAAAAGGCUAAGGGGAGGUGUAAAAAUUAUUAAAGAAAUACCUUUAAGUCCUACAGGCAAACCAGACCGAAGNUCGCCAAAAUUAGUUUCUCUAUAG